UUACGAUAAAACAAUUAAUAAAAUGGCCCUGUUUAGUUUUAAAUAAUCUAAGGCGUUUUAACACUCAAAAAGAUAAAAAUGAAGCUCGUGAUAUUUUCAAUUUUAGUUGUAAUACAGUACUCAUGCGCAAGACAGAGCCGAUCUCAAAAUCAAAGAUCUGUACUGUCUUUACAAAACAUAAUAUCAGCUGGUAACAAAGAGAGAGCAGUGCAAAUGAUGCAAUUGAAAAAGCCAGAAGUACAGGCUGGUGUAAGCGGCCCUAAAUUAGUUCCUAACCGACCAUGCCAACAAAAUAUUAUCGAAAUGGCACCAAAUUUAGUACAAAAUAUGGGACCAAAUUUGGUACAAAAUGUGGCACAAAAAGUACAAAAUAUGGCGCCAAAUUUAGUACAAAAUCUGGUACCAAAUCUUCCAUGUCAAAGGGACCCGGAAGUAAUACGAGUGCCCGUGCCAUAUCCGGUGCCGGUCCAGGAACAAUGUUCAUCUUUCACAAGCCCAUUCCUACCGGCGGCUUCACCCGUCUCCGCAUGGUCUCCGUGUAAUGGCCUGCUGCCACCAGUAAUUCCAAGCCAGUCGAGAAACCACUUCUUGAGAAAGAUUCCUAUACCACCUCCCACGUUGUAAAAAAAUAUCAGGAACAAUCGACCCCAGCGGUCGAACAAAACAAGUAUUUUUAGUGAUAUUGUAAAUUAUUGUAGAAAUAUGUAAAGUAUUUAUUAAAAUAUUGUCAAAUCUUAUAUAAUA
Molecule: messenger RNA, 744 nt
Organism: Pieris brassicae (large cabbage white)
Lineage: Eukaryota; Metazoa; Arthropoda; Insecta; Lepidoptera; Pieridae
Exons: 2
Coding region: 79-624 (181 amino acids)
Source: RefSeq, a predicted model, not a curated record